Rhizophagus irregularis DAOM 181602=DAOM 197198 is the source of this 379-nucleotide messenger RNA. NCBI's taxonomy places the organism in Eukaryota, Fungi, Glomeromycota, Glomeromycetes, Glomerales, Glomeraceae. The record is from RefSeq and is a predicted model, not a curated record.
CGUUAUUAUUUAUGCUGGAGAAGAACAAAAUAUUAAAGAAAUUCAUGCUCAUUCAAAUGUUUUGUGUGCUAGGUCUCAAUAUUUUCGUACUGCAUUUUCUAAUGAAUGGACCGAGAAAAGAGAUGAAAAAUUUAUUUUUAGAAAACCAAAUAUUUCACCUCAAUUAUUUAAUAUCAUUCUUAGGUUCAUUUAUUGUGGAAAUAUUGAAUUGAAGAAUUUACAAGGUUCUGAAGUAUUAAAGUUAUUGAUAGCUGUGAAUGAACUAAAUAUCAAUUCAUUAGUUUCUCACAUUCAAAAAUUUUUGAUUAAACAUCAAACCGAAUUUUUACAACAAAAUCCAACCGGAAUUCUUGAAAUUGUUUAUCAAUAUGAAACAUUU